Molecule: messenger RNA, 1792 nt
Organism: Cataglyphis hispanica
Lineage: Eukaryota; Metazoa; Arthropoda; Insecta; Hymenoptera; Formicidae
Product: GATA zinc finger domain-containing protein 15-like
Exons: 2
Coding region: 123-977 (284 amino acids)
Source: RefSeq, a predicted model, not a curated record
UCUAUGACCGUCACUAAUAUUGUACUUUACUAAUAUUGUUUUCGUUGUAAAUAGUUUACCGUAUAUAUUUGUUCGCCGUACAUAAUUAUCGUACGUUAUAAUUAACACAUUAAUUUUGAAAAAUGAAGAGAUCGCCAUUAAAUACUCCACAUGGUAGUCGAACGUACGGUGCAAGACAUACGCCAUACAAUUGGAAAUUAAACGAAAACGCGAAUAAUAGAGGUUAUCAGUCCGUUAAUAAUAGUUAUCAGCGUUUUUCUGUAAACAAUGAAUUGCAGGCUGGCGGGGAUAAUUUUAUUCCUCUAAACGUUAGCACGCCGGUGACACAACACGAAAAGCACAAUACUAAUCGGUAUAGCCCUGCGAAUGGACGCAAUAGCGCCAGUCCAGGUAGUGCGUGGUAUAAUAACAGGAAUAACUAUCACGCUACUUCAAGAUCAAAUUGUAAUAAUCGGUAUUCUACUUACAAGCAUUCUGGCAAUCAAUUCCAUGGACAAAAAAGAAAGUGUUAUAAAGGAAUGCAUAGACAAGCAAACAUAUCAGCAUAUAUAGAUAUAAAUUCCUUUUUGGAAGAUCCUUGGGAAGAUCUAGUCAAAAAAUUUAAUUCAAAAGAAAUAAGCAAAAGUGAAACAUCUAAGAAUGAAUCUCUAUGCAGUUUAAAAUUAGCAGAUAAUGAUCUUGUAAAAAAAUCUGAGAAUAAAUUUUCAAGAGAUAUAAACUUGGAUGAUUCACAGCGCAGUCAAGAGACUAAAAAUGAUCAGAUUUGUAUAGACAUAAGUUUGGAAACAGAGAAUACAGAUCUCAGUCAAAUAUCAAAUAAUUCAAUAAAUUUGGAAACUGACGAUAUUUGCUCGAGUCAAGAUUCAUUAAAUGAAAAUUCAUAUAAUAUUAAUAGCAACAUUUGUGGAAUCAUAGAAGAGAAGGAUAAUACUCAUUCAAAUGCAUUAUUGACAGACAUUGAUCAGAAAAAUAUAUAACAGUAAAUAAAGAAGAACAUUUAUAUUAUGAAGAGAAAUAAUACUGGGCAAAAAUACAUGUAAUAAUUGUUGCUGUACAGAUAUUCAUGAAUUGUAUAUAGAUAUUGUAUAUAAGUACAUCAUAGAAAAAAUUUAAUGUAUUAAAAUUUUUUGAGAUGCAUUUUUUUGGAAACAGGUUAGAGUUGUGAAAUUAUAUUCAAAAUGUAUGUGAUGCACAGCAAGCUAACAUUAUCUUAUAGAUUAUAUAUUUUCACAAUUUGGCUGUGAAAAAAAGAUGUAUAAAAAUGUAUUAUAGACUUAUAUAGUUAUAUGUGCAAUUUUGUAGUACAUAUGAGUCCACUAAGAAUACAAGAACUUGAGGAAACAGUAAACACCAAUUUCUGACUAGUAGAACUGUGUUUAGUCUUAUUAAAGAAUCUUAAGACAGAAUUAUAAAAAAACACAUUAUAAAAAAAGCAUAUGAGAUUUGAAAUUUUAUUAAAAAGUGUAGAAUCUCUGUUCGCUUUUUAAAUUCAUCUUUUAAGCUAUUAAUUUUCAAAGUUUACUUAAAAUAUCAAUUUUGAUACUUGAACAUAAUAGGCCAAUACUAUUUUGGUAUAAAUAUUAAUUAUAAAUAUUACAUUAAUUUUUUUUAUUCUUAUUUAGCAAGUUUGUAAAUAUAUUCAGUAUCAAUCUUAUGAUUAAUAUUUACAAAAUUUUCGUAAAUUCUGGAUUUAUAAGUAAGCUACUUAACUUUAUAUUGGAUAUAUCCAUCUUUUUAUAUGAAUAUUUCGAAUUUAAAAUAUAUUAUUUUCUCAUUUAAUAUUAGAAUAUAA